Telopea speciosissima is the source of this 3078-nucleotide messenger RNA. RefSeq lists its product as uncharacterized. Bases 1 to 3078 code for a protein of 1025 amino acids. Gene Ontology annotation, molecular function: nucleic acid binding; RNA-DNA hybrid ribonuclease activity. The transcript has a single exon. The record is from RefSeq and is a predicted model, not a curated record. Lineage: Eukaryota; Viridiplantae; Streptophyta; Magnoliopsida; Proteales; Proteaceae.
AUGGAUGAACCCGGAGAUAUGUACGAACUAUUUUUGAGAUGCAAAAAGUAUAUCAAUUUGGCUGAAGUUCUUACGGCAGAAAGGGAAGACCAAAUCGAGAAGAAGGCUCCAUGGAAGAAGGAAGAGAUUCCUCGAGAGGCCGGCAUGAAGCGCAACCGAGAUGCUGAGGAUGGAAAGAAAAGAAAAGAUGAUAGAAAAGCUUGGGCCCUAGACAGAGAAUCCGAGCCAAGUUAUACUGCCCUGACACACACCCGGGCACAUAUAUUGAACGAGAUUAAAGAUCAAACAACCCUACGCUGGCCAGCAAAAAUGGUCAAGCCAGCCCACGAGUGCAAUAAAAACAAGUACUGCUGGUUUCACCAAGAUCAUGGUCACGAUACCGAGGAAUGCAGACAGUUGAAGGACGAGAUAGAAGCACUCAUCCAGAGAGGGCGUCUCAACCGAUUCGUCAAAAAGGAGGUGAAUGACCGAAGGACGGAUUAUCGAGCUCGAGAGCCCGAGGGAAGGCAGAGAUCAUUCCCUAAAGCUAAUAAAGAGGAACUCCCCCGAGGUGAACCCCACACCGAGAAUGCGCCACUUAGAGAGAUCACAACCAUAUUUGGUGGACCUGGCAUAGGGGAAGAAACCUCCAACUCUCGAAAGCACCAUGCACGAAAUGUGCUCCAGACCGAGACCACAGUCAAGAGGAGGAGAGCAAGCUAUCCUAUAACUUUUUCUGACGAAGACUUGGCAGAUAUACAGAUGCCCCAUGACAACGCCUUGGUGAUUAAGAUGGUGAUUGCUAAUUGCGUGGUGGGGAGAAUCUUGGUAGAUAAUGGGAGUUCAGUUGACAUCCUAUAUUAUGAUGCAUUCGAAAGGAUGCUCCUAAAAUUCGAGAUGCUAAAAAGAGUGGAAUCCUCUCUAUAUGGAUUCAAUGGAGCCCCUGUCCAAGUUGAAGGAUCAAUCGAGCUGCUGGUCACGGAAGGAACAGAACCCAAACUCUCUACCGUGAUGAUGAAUUUUUUGGUGGUAAAAGUGAAUUCCACGCAUAAAGGGAUAUUGGGACGUCCUGGUCUCAACACUCUACAAGUAGUGAUUUCCACUCCCCAUUUAGUCAUGAAGUUCCCAACUGAUCACGGGAUUGGAGAAUGUCGAGGAAGUGAAGUGACGGUCCGUCGUUGCUACGAAGGAUAUCUGAGGGCCCGGGGCAAGGAUCCCCAAAUGAACCUUAUCCAUUUAGAUGAUAACCAAGAUAUCAAAGAGCCCAAAAGGACUGAACCAGCUGAAGACCUAGCUCCCGUGGAGAUAGUAGAAGGGGAUGCCACGCGUGUGAUCCAGAUAGGCGCGAACCUGACUGGCGAAAGGAAAACCGACCUCGUAAACUUCCUAAUAGCUAAUGCGGAUGUGUUUGUCUGGUCUACCACGGAUAUGCCGGGGAUAGACAGAAAGAUAGCUGAACACAAGCUCAGCGUCUACCCUAAUGCCAAACCAAUAUUCCAGAAGAAGAGAACCUUUGCACCGGAACAGAAAGAGAAAAUAAUUGAAGAAGUGACCAAGCUACUUGAUGCAGGCUUUAUCGAGGAAGCCAUCCACCCAAAAUGGCUCUCUAAUGUUGCAAUGGUCCCAAAGUCCAAUGGCAAAUGGCGAAUGUGUACUCACUUUACUGAUUUGAAUAAAGCUUGUCCUGAAGACUAUUACCCUUUGCCUCACAUUGAUUCGUUGAUAGAUGCCACGGCAGGGCAUGAAAUGCUUUCUUUUAUGGAUGCCUAUUUCGGAUAUAAUCAAAUCAAGAUGUGUGAGCCCGAUGUAUUGAAAACCUCAUUUAUUGCGGGUAGAGGCACAUAUUGUUACAUCUGCAUGCCCUUUGGACUGAAGAAUGCUGGGGCAUCCUACCAACGUUUGAUAAAUUACCUUUUCAGACAUCAAAUAGGCAGGAACGUGGAAGUAUAUGUAGAUGACAUGCUUGUGAAGAGCUUGAAAGCUCAGGAUCACAUUACAGAUUUGGGGGAGGCAUUUCAAGUCCUGAGAGAAAGCAACAUGAGGUUAAACCCAGCCAAGUGUGCUUUUGGAGUUACAUCUGGAAAGUUCCUCGGUUUCAUGGUCUCAAGAAGAGGAAUUGAAGCAAAUCCAGCCAAGAUUAAAGCUAUACUUGAGAUGCAUCCGCCCGAAAGAGUCAAGGAAUUACAAGAACUGACAGGAAGCGUUGCAGCGCUCGGGAGAUUCAUUUCGAGUUCGGGGGACCGAUGUUUACCUUUCUUUAAAGCACUCAAGAACCGAGCAAAGAAACGUGAAACCAAAGGACUCAAGCUUACCUUUGAAUGGACCAAAGAAUGCCAGGCCGCCUUCACUGAACUAAAAAGGUAUUUGGCACAACCACCCCUUCUAGCCAAGCCUGAACCAGGAGAUAUAUUGCAACUAUAUCUGUCCAUUUCUGUCAUUGCAAUAAGUGUUGUAUUGGUUAGACAAGAUGGGCGAAUCCAAAAAUUGAUAUAUUAUGUCAGUAAAGUCCUCCUAGGUGCUGAAACCAGAUAUAGCAGUGUGGAAAAAUAUGCCUACGUGUUGAUUAUGGCGGCUAGGAAGUUAAGGCCCUAUUUUCAAGAUUAUACCAUUGAAGUGCUCACUAACCAACCUUUGAAGAAGAUAUUGGCUAAACCGGACCACUCAGGAAGACUGGUAGCAUGGUGCGUGGAGCUGGGUGAAUUCGACAUCCAUUACAGACCCCAAACUGCAAUAAAAGCUCAAGCCUUGGUAGAUUUUUUGGUAGAAUGUACACUCCCUGAUGAGGAAAUCACUACCACCGCGGAACCCGAUGAGACAACGGAAGAAUGGACGCUAUAUGUGGAUGGUUCAUCUAGCGCGCAAGGGUGUGGGGCAGGUUUGAUAUUAACUAGCCCCGGAGGAUUUAUUGUGCAAUACGCGCUAAGGUUCGAAUUCCAGGCUACUAACAAUGGGGCAGAGUACGAAGCUCUGAUUGCAAGAUUGAAGCUGGCACAAAGUCUAAUGGUGAUGCGUAUUACUGUACACAGUGAUUCUCAACUGAUAGUUAAUCAAGUCAAAGGGGAGUAUGAUGCUAAGAAUCUUGGAUGGCCCAAUAUUUGA